Messenger RNA from Brassica napus (rape), 1392 nucleotides. RefSeq lists its product as uncharacterized. The record is from RefSeq and is a predicted model, not a curated record. Lineage: Eukaryota; Viridiplantae; Streptophyta; Magnoliopsida; Brassicales; Brassicaceae. The coding region runs from base 259 to 1092 and encodes 277 amino acids. The transcript has a single exon.
AUUGUAUAGUAUAUUUUCCCCUCUAUCGGAAAAUAAAAGUUCAAUAAAAAAGACGUAAAAUAGUGUAAAUGCACAUAACCAACCACUGAUUCAAGUGUCUUCGUAUGUUUGCCCUAGACACGUGGCUUUUUUCUAUUCCCGAAUGUUAAUCUCUUCGGCCACCGGAGAGACACAGAAAGAAUAUAGAGAAAAAGAGAGAGAGAGAGAGUGUAUGUAGUGAAUAGCUAAGGAGGUUAGAGAGAAAGAGGAGAGAGAGAGAUGGAUCAAGAUCACGAGUUAUGGAGGACGCUAAGAUGCGCCAGUAAAGCACAAGAUAAGACUUCUGUUGAUUCUCUCAUGCUUAGGUACCGUCCGAUCGCUCCAAAGCCGACGACCACUGGUCAACCAUUUGUCGGAAGCACGAGCACGACAAGAACGAAGAGAAAGUACGUUAGGGUUUCUAAAAACAAUAAAGCCACGUGUCGAUCAAAGAACGACGUUAGAUCUAGCUCAACAGAUCCAGAGAAUGGUCGGGAAGAUCUCGUGACGCUACAGCUCAUGCCGGAGAGAUCUACACCGUUGAGUUUGGAUCUUAAUAAUUUUGAUCCAACGGUAAAAACAAUACUCGGAGAUGGAACCUGUAAAACCGGAACGUGGCUAAAGUUCAACGGCGGAGAAGACGCAGUGCAUCAGGUUCCGGUGGAGACGUGGGUGACGGUGGAGUCCGUAAACGGUGGCUCCGCUUCCCAUGCGGUAGGGUGUACGGACGAGGAGAUUGCGGAGGCUAUAGAUAAAGACACGCGUCCUGCUUUCAUAUCGGACGGUUCGAACCGUGUGGUGAUGGUGAACGAAUCUUACCGGAAGACUGUAACCGGAGACUAUGGGUUUGGAGGAGAGCCGUCAUCGUUGUUGCCGGAAGUUAUUGUAUGGUUGGUGGUUGACCAAACGGCGACGUUUUACGAGUACAGAACUUUCACGUGUAAGGUGAGGCUUGAAUACACGUGGCGAGAGACGAAGUAUGUUAAAACGGUGCCGUGUGAUGUGUGGAAGAUGGAGUUUGGUGGAUUUGCAUGGAGGCUGGACACCACUGCAGCUUUAACUCUUUGGCUGUGAGUUAGAGAUGCGAGAAGGUAAGACUAAUUAAGAUCAAGAUGUGGUUAAGGUCAUAAUCUCAAACCUUAAUCACUUUUUCGAACUUUGGUUUAUUGGGAAAUAAUAAGAAUUACAAAAGAGAAACGAAAUUAUAUAAUGCUAUAUGUAUGGGAAGAUCUUGAGAAUCAAGUCUUUCGGAAUAAAUUUGUGUGUGAAAAACCUUUUAUAUAUAUAGAUUGGAAAUUGUCAUAAUGUCAAAUAUUGAUUGGCAAAGCUUCCAAUAAAAAAGAUGUCAAUGCUUAGCUUUGGCUUUUGUAUUGA